AUGGCAGCCAAUGCAGACAGCAUCCUCCGUGAGGUCAACAUCCUCGGCGAGCUCAACGACCAGAACAGACACAUUCUCAGCAAAGAUGCUGCCCUCUUCCUUGCCCUUCUCCACCGCACAUUCAACGAGCGCCGGAAAGCGCUCCUCCAGCGAAGAGUAAUUCGCCAGGCCGAGCUCGACAAGGGCAACCUCCUCGACUUUCUCCCAGAGACCAAGCACAUCCGCGAGAACGAUACGUGGAAAGGCGCGCCACCAGCCCCUGGUCUCGUUGACCGGCGGGUUGAGAUCACUGGCCCUACAGACCGCAAGAUGGUCGUCAAUGCAUUGAAUUCGAAUGUCUGGACCUAUAUGGCUGAUUUUGAGGACUCAAGCGCACCAACGUGGGACAACAUGAUCAACGGACAACUCAACCUCUACGACGCCAUCCGCAGGCAAGUCGACUUCAAGCAAGGCGACAAGGAGUACAAGCUCCGCACCGACCGAAAGCUGCCCACACUGAUUGCGCGUGCGCGAGGUUGGCAUCUCGAGGAGAAGCACUUCACUGUUGAUGGAGAGCCCAUCUCUGGUGGACUGUUCGACUUUGGGCUCUACUUCUUCAACAACGCACAUGAGCUUGUCAAGCGUGGCGCAGGACCCUACUUCUACCUGCCCAAGAUGGAGUCGCAUCUCGAGGCAAGGCUGUGGAACGAUGUCUUCAAUCUGGCUCAGGACUACAUUGGCAUGAAGCGUGGUACUAUUCGUGGUACUGUACUGAUUGAGACCAUUACUGCUGCUUUUGAGAUGGAUGAGAUCAUCUACGAGCUCCGUGACCACUCCUCUGGUCUCAACUGCGGUCGUUGGGACUACAUCUUCAGCACCAUCAAGCGCUUCCGCCAGAACCCAAAUUUCAUCCUGCCUGAUCGCGAUUCCGUGACCAUGACUUCGCCAUUCAUGGAUGCAUACGUCAAGCUCCUCAUCAAGACCUGCCACAAGCGCGGUGUCCAUGCCAUGGGCGGCAUGGCCGCUCAGAUUCCCAUCAAGAACGACCAACAAGCCAACGACGCGGCCAUGGCCAAGGUCCGUUCUGACAAGCUACGCGAGGUCCGCGCCGGCCACGAUGGCACCUGGGUUGCCCACCCAGCCCUGGCCGCCAUUGCAUCCGACGUCUUCAACGAGCACAUGCCCACACCCAACCAAAUGCAUGUUCGCCGCGAGGACGUGCACAUCACCGCCAACGACCUGCUCAAUAUGAACGUGGGCGGCAAAAUCACCGAGGCCGGAAUCCGUCAGAACCUCGACAUUGGCCUGAGCUACAUGGAAGCCUGGGUCCGAGGCGUCGGCUGCGUGCCCAUCAACUACCUCAUGGAAGACGCCGCGACAGCCGAGGUAUCGCGCUCCCAGCUCUGGCAAUGGACAAGGCACAAUGUGCAGACUGCAGAGGGCAAGAAAGUCACAAAGGACUAUGCCCUCAAGCUUCUCCACGAACAGGCCUCCAAGUUGAGCCAGAAGGCACCCAAAGGCAACAAGUUUCAUCUGGCAGCCAAGUACUUUGAGUCCCAGGUCACGGGUGAAGAUUACGCAGAGUUUUUGACAUCAUUGCUAUACAACGAAAUCACAAACGUAGGGCCCCCCAAGGUCGCUUCCAAGCUAUAG
Messenger RNA from Plenodomus lingam JN3, 1632 nucleotides. RefSeq lists its product as uncharacterized. The record is from RefSeq and is a predicted model, not a curated record. Gene Ontology annotation, molecular function: malate synthase activity. Gene Ontology annotation, biological process: glyoxylate cycle. Lineage: Eukaryota; Fungi; Ascomycota; Dothideomycetes; Pleosporales; Leptosphaeriaceae. Gene Ontology annotation, cellular component: cytoplasm; peroxisomal matrix.